ACACACUACUGGUGAGCAAGGCAGUCUGUCUGAGGCUUUCAGAGUGUCGAGAAGUGAAUUUUUUUUGGGAGCUUUCGCGAUAGUUUGUGGUGUGAAAAAAGUAUUCUAAACAAGAAAACAAGGAGUGAAAGAUUGUCUCACGAUUGAAUCCCUGUGCAUAUCAGGUGCAAGAAAGGUGUGUUGGAAUGUCGGCAUGUCGGUAGUAUUGGCUCUCUCUCUGAGGUCACGACCUUGGGUUUAAUGUGCACAGUGUGGGUGACAAUGUGGAAUUUUCUACUGGCAAUUAGCACGUCGGUCACAUUUCUGGCGACAACGACCACAGGUGAUCAUGCAGCAUUCCCCCUCGCACCCAAAGUCACCGUCAAGCGCCGCUCAGCCUAUGAUCCCAUCUUCGAUGUACCCCUUUCGGUCAGUGACGACGCAAUGGAGAUUCCCAUAGAUUUAAUUUACAAGAUGAGCAGUGUAGGAAAUAUUACACAAUUUGUUGAUCAAUUUAUUGACAAGGAUUCCGUGGAUCCGCGAGAGUUUCCCGGUAAUUUCGAUGGAGAGGGCAUUGAGCGUGGCAUUGGGGUUAUCCCUAAGCCUGGAAUUUGUACCCCGGAGCUGACUUUGGUGUCUCUAAUCCCCACGGAAGCCCCAAAUGACCCAUCAAUCGUCUACUACCCACAAUGUACGCGGGUAAAGCGCUGUGGGGGAUGCUGCUCCCAUCGACUACUCAGCUGCCAGCCCACGGAGACGGAAACCCUCACGUAUACGAUAGUUAAGUCUCAGUACACGGGAGGAGUGCGGAUGCAGCUGGUCGAAAGGGUGCCAAUUAUUGUGGAGCAGCAUACAAAAUGUCGAUGUGCUUGCGCUGUCAAGGAGGAGCAUUGCAAUCGCUUCCAGAGGUACGAGGCAUCUCAAUGCAAGUGUGUCUGUACGAAUUUGGAGGAUCAGAGCAAGUGCCUGAAGGAGAGUGAGCUCAAAAUUUGGGACAGCAAUGCCUGCAAUUGUCGGUGCCGGGAAACAAAGGGCUGCACAACUGGAACAUUCUUUGAUGAGACCCAAUGCCAGUGCAUUCCACUACCAAUUCUACGGCCCAGUGAUGAGGCGAUUCUCGAUAGGAAGAAGUACAUCAUCAAGGCACGUCCGGUGACUCCAAAUGACGACAGUAGAUACCACACCGUAACCCCGGAAUAUUCUAGCGGCACACCCUGGCCACCCAAUAAAUACUACUGAUUUUAUUCAGAGAAGCAACAACUCUUUGAUUCUUUUCCUGCGUCUUUAUGGCUAUAAAAAGCUAUUAUUAGUGCUAGAAUGGCUAGAAUUGGGAGGAAAAAAAACAUCCUUCCGGAGGUUUUGCAGCUUAUUCGAGAUCGCAGAUUUAUCUUCUAAGAAGACACUUUAUCAUAUUCCUUAGGUAGUAUAGACAGCAUAGUAAUAUCUAUUAUGGCAUUCCAAUGUUACGAAAAGCAAUAUUUAGCACGGAAAAGUUAAGAAAAAAAGCGAAUAAAAUAAAAGCCCGAAGAAAACAAAAACAAACAAACAUAACCAUAAGUUGUCAAAAUAAAACAUUUUUCAUAAACAAUAAAAAA
Messenger RNA from Lutzomyia longipalpis, 1574 nucleotides. It is a transcript of the gene Pvf1, whose product is annotated as platelet-derived growth factor subunit A. The transcript is spliced from 5 exons. Gene Ontology annotation, cellular component: membrane. Gene Ontology annotation, molecular function: growth factor receptor binding; growth factor activity. The coding region runs from base 241 to 1218 and encodes 325 amino acids. NCBI's taxonomy places the organism in Eukaryota, Metazoa, Arthropoda, Insecta, Diptera, Psychodidae. The record is from RefSeq and is a predicted model, not a curated record. Gene Ontology annotation, biological process: positive regulation of protein autophosphorylation; positive regulation of cell population proliferation.